Mollisia scopiformis is the source of this 1376-nucleotide messenger RNA. RefSeq lists its product as uncharacterized. The transcript is spliced from 2 exons. The record is from RefSeq and is a predicted model, not a curated record. The coding region runs from base 117 to 1376 and encodes 419 amino acids. NCBI's taxonomy places the organism in Eukaryota, Fungi, Ascomycota, Leotiomycetes, Helotiales, Mollisiaceae. Gene Ontology annotation, molecular function: protein binding.
CCACGAUUACAAUACUCUUCCCGAUUCCGCUUCGAAUGAUCCUCAAGUCCUAAGGCAACCGUGAUUAUUCCCCAGAACAGGAAUUCCUAGAUAAUCGCAUAGUUGAUACUUCGAGAAUGUCUGCACCACUCUCUGCACCACCUGUCGCUGCGUUGCACCCAAAUAUUCCUGCUGGUUGGAGGUUGGAGUGGAGUGCGCAGUACCAUACAAACUACUAUCUCAAUGUCUAUACCGGUGCAUCAACCUGGACUGUACCUGUGGAACCUGCGCUCGACAUUGUGAGACACGUGCAACAAUACUCGACGGAGGAAGCUGUCCCUCAGCAAAGUUUGAACGUCCAGCCCACUUCUAGAAGAUGCGUAUCAUCACCAUCGCCGGUUUCUGCUAUCUCGGAGCAUGAAAAGCACUUUGCACAGCAAACACAGACUGUAGUGUAUACGCAACCAGAAGCCCCGGCUCUUUUCUUUCCACCUCCUCCAGGGUCAAGUGGGAGCGAGCCGACCUCCACGGGGCCAGCCUCCGUUCAACAAUUUCUACCUCCUCCAGACUCAAGUCACAGCCAAUCAGGACAUAUCUCACAGCACACCCUCGAAUAUUCUCCAUCUCCUCUAGGGGCGCAUCAAAAAGAUGACCAGCUGUUCCAGCCCCUACAAAACAAUGCUCUUCAAUCCUUCCCUCCACCACCGCUACUACCGCCUCGGUCUUCUCCUCGGCCCUUGUCUAGUUUCCUGCCUCCUCCUCCUCCUCAUGCUGAUAGCAACGCACUUCAGCAACUGGAUGUACAGGUACAAAAUACACAUGCAACGCUCGACGAUCUUCACUUGCAAACCCGGCCAAUACCUUUGACCUCCAAACCAAGACCACGAUCAUUCAUCGGCCAAAUGGAGAUGAUGAAAAUGCAAGUCAGCGAGCAAUCCCACAUCUACGGCUCGAAAGUCAUGGAGACCAAACUCGGCACCAAAGUCAGCACCAAAGUUGGAAAGCUAAUCCCGAAUUCGAAAUCCGAGAGCAAAGAGACCGAUCCUCUCCUCGACGUGAAAGACAAAGUGGAAAAGAAACUCUGGGACGACCGUACAGAAGAAGAGAAGAAAGAGUCGUACAAGAAAUGGGGCAAACGAGCCGCGAUUGGAGCUGGCGUUGUAGCAGCUGUUGUGAUUGGUGCAGAAGCUAUUGAGCAUGUAGCGAAUGCGAGUGAUGCUGCCAGCUCUGUGGGCAAUGGAUUCAGUUCCGCCAACAGUGCGAUGAACUCUGCUGCCGCUAACGCAGCAAGCAUUAACGCUGCCUCUAAUGCAAGUAUGAUGGCUCUUGCAUCAGCUCAGGCUAAUGCUGCAGCUGUAUCGGCGGGCUUUGCUGCGAUGGCCGUGGCAAUCAUUUGA